AUGAGCACUCCAUCGAAGCCCGGGGAAUACUAUAACCUCGGAACAUACCAUCGUCCGGUGAGCACCAAGAACGAAGAGGCGCAGAAGUGGUUCGCCCGUGGCCUUGUGUGGAGCUAUGGAUUCAACCACGAGGAAGCGGUGGAGUGUUUCCAGAGGGUAAUCGAGCUUGACCCCGACUGUGCCAUGGCCUACUGGGGGCUUGCUUACGCUCUCGGACCCAACUACAAUAAGCCAUGGGAGUUCUUUGACGGCGCGGAACUUGAAUCUACAGUAUCUCGCACCCAUACGGCAGUCGAGCAAGCCAAAAGCAAAGCAGGAGCAGGCACAGCUUCACCCGUUGAAAAGGCUCUCAUCGACGCGCUUGAAUUUCGUUACCCGCAGGCACAAGCUGCCGCGGAUUGCUCGAUAUGGAAUGAAGAUUACGCCAAUGCCAUGAAGGACGUGUAUGCACAGUUCCCCGACGACCUUGACGUGGCCACGCUUUACACGGACUCAUUGAUGAAUCUGACCCCUUGGCGACUUUGGGAUCUUUCCACGGGCCAACCAGCUCCCGGGGCUCGCACUUUGGAAGCAAAAGCCAUUCUUGACCGUGCCCUUGCCCAGCCUGGCGGACUUAGGCACCCAGGUCUUCUGCACCUCUACAUCCAUCUAAUGGAAAUGUCGGGUUCACCAGAAUCGGCACUGCCUAUCGCUGAUCACCUGAGGGGACUUGUCCCCGACGCCGGCCACCUGGAACAUAUGCCGACGCAUCUGGAUGUACUUUGUGGCCACUACGGGCGGGCAAUCACUUCGAAUAUGGACGCGAUUCGAGCGGACGAAAAGUUUUUGGCAAUAGCUGGCCCGUUAAAGUUUUAUACCCUGUACAGGUCGCACGAUUACCAUUUCCGGCUUUACGCUGCAAUGUUUGCGGGAGAUUCCAAAGUUGCCUUGGAGACUGUGGGGUGGUUGGAAGAAUCCAUCCCUGAGGAUCUACUCAGAAUAGAAUCACCGCCCAUGGCUGACUGGCUCGAAGUUUUCAAGGCGAUGCGUGUCCAUGCUCUGGUUCGGUUUGGUCGGUGGCAGGAUCUCUUGGACUUACAGCUUCCGCAUGAUGCCGAUCUCUACUGUGUGACCACGGCGCUGAUGCACUAUGGUAAAGGGGUGGCACUGGCUGCCACCGGAAAGGUGGAAGAAGCCGAGCAAGAACGUCACCACUUUCGGGACGCCCUGACACGCGUAAAGCCCACGCGUAUGAUAUUCAACAACACUUGUACGGAUGUCCUUGCUAUUGCCAACGCGAUGCUUGACGGUGAACUGGAAUACCGCAGGGGUGACGUUGAUAAGGCUUUCGAACACCUGCGAAGGGCAAUUGAGCUGUGCGAUGCCCUUCCCUACGAUGAGCCUUGGGGUUGGAUGCAGCCCCCUUGCCAUGCAUAUGGCGCGCUUCUGGCCGAACAGGGCCGCUUGGAAGAAGCGUUGGCAGUGUACGCUGCUGAUCUGGGGAUUGACGACACCCUUCCACGUGCUCACCGUCAUCCCAACAAUGUCUGGGCCAUGCAUGGCUAUGAGGAGUGUCUCAGGAGACUUGGCCGUGUGGCUGAAGCUGAGAAGGUCCAGCCGCAGUUGAAAUCCGCCUUGAGUAUUGCGGAUGUGCCGAUUCAGGCUUCCUGCUUCUGCCGCACCGUUGCAACUGCUUAA
Molecule: messenger RNA, 1677 nt
Organism: Exophiala dermatitidis NIH/UT8656
Lineage: Eukaryota; Fungi; Ascomycota; Eurotiomycetes; Chaetothyriales; Herpotrichiellaceae
Exons: 1
Coding region: 1-1677 (558 amino acids)
Cellular component (GO): intracellular anatomical structure
Molecular function (GO): protein binding
Source: RefSeq, a predicted model, not a curated record